Molecule: messenger RNA, 8335 nt
Organism: Pogoniulus pusillus (Red-fronted tinkerbird)
Lineage: Eukaryota; Metazoa; Chordata; Aves; Piciformes; Lybiidae
Product: unconventional myosin-X-like
Exons: 41
Coding region: 92-6256 (2054 amino acids)
Biological process (GO): axon extension
Cellular component (GO): cytoskeleton; myosin complex; axonal growth cone
Molecular function (GO): ATP binding; protein binding; cytoskeletal motor activity
Source: RefSeq, a predicted model, not a curated record
GGCGGCGGGGCCGGCGAGGUGUUCCUGCCUGGCGGCGGCGAUGCGGCGCUGAGACCCGGCUGGCAGCGCUCCGUGCGGGGAGGGAGCGCCGAUGGACUCCUCUCUCCGUCAGGGUGCCAGGGUGUGGCUGCGGGAGCAGGACCAGCUGCAGCCGUGCACUGUGGGCUCGUGUGCCGAUGGAGCUGUGCUCUUCACCUCAGACUAUGGCAUGGUAUUCCAGUACCCCAAGGCCUCCCUAUCCAGAGAAAAGGUCUUGCCAAUGCACCAGACCAGUAUUGAUGGGGUAGAAGACAUGUCCAUGCUGGGAGAUCUGCACGAAGCUGCCAUCCUGCUUAACCUGCACCAGCGCUACCAACAGGGUAACAUCUAUACAAACAUUGGUUCCAUCUUGGCAUCAGUGAAUCCCUACAAAGCCAUCCCUGGGCUGUACAGCGAGGAUGCCAUGGAGCUGUACAGGCAGCACCGCCUGGGUGAGCUGCCUCCCCACAUCUUCGCCACUGCAAACGAGUGCUACUGCUGCCUGUGGAAGCGCCAUGACAGCCAGUGUGUGCUCAUCAGUGGAGAGAGUGGAGCUGGAAAGACUGAGAGCACCAAGUUGCUGCUCAAGUUUCUGUCAGCUAUGAGCCAGACCUCCCUUGGGGCACCUGUGUCUGAGAAGAGCACUCAUGUGGAAGAAGCCAUCCUGGAAAGCAGCCCCAUUCUGGAGGCCUUUGGAAAUGCCAAGACAGUUUAUAACAACAACUCCAGCCGCUUUGGCAAGUUCAUCCAGCUCCACUUCUCUCAACAUGGACACAUCCAGGGAGGCCAAGUAACUGACUAUUUACUGGAGAAGAACAGAGUGGUGCACCAGAACCCUGGAGAGAGGAACUACCACAUCUUCUAUGCUUUGCUAGCUGGUGUGAGCGGGGAGCAGAAAGAGAGCCUCUCCCUCUCCGAGCCAGAGACUUAUCGCUACUUGAACCAGUCUGGUUGUGUGACUGAUCAGAACCUGAACGACACAGAGAUGUUCAGUAAGGUCAUGACUGCCAUGAAGGUGGUGGACUUCAGCACUGAAGAAAUCAGAGACAUCUUCAAACUUCUUUCUGGCACACUUCACUUGGGGAACAUUGAAUUCAUGACUGCUGGCGGGGCACAAGUUACAACAAAAGCAGUGCUGAACACUGCCAGUGACCUCCUGGGUUUGGAUGCCUUUCAGCUUUCUGAAGUUCUGACGCAGAGGUCGAUGAUUCUGCGCGGGGAAGAAAUCAGCUCCCCUCUCACUGUGGAACAGGCAGCUGACUCCAGGGAUUCCCUCUCUAUGGCACUCUAUUCCCAGUGUUUUUCGUGGCUUAUUAGCAAGAUCAAUACGAAGAUCAAAGGCAAGGAAAACUUCAAGUCUGUGGGCAUCCUGGAUAUCUUUGGCUUCGAGAACUUUCAGGUGAAUCGCUUUGAGCAGUUUAAUAUCAACUAUGCAAACGAGAAACUCCAGGAGUAUUUCAACAAGCACAUCUUCUCCUUGGAGCAGCUGGAGUACAACAGGGAAGGAAUCAACUGGGAAGCCAUUGACUGGAUGGAUAAUGCGGAGUGCCUGGACCUUAUUGAGAAGAAACUGGGUCUGCUGGCUUUGGUGAAUGAAGAGAGUCGAUUCCCCAAAGGCACAGACAACACCCUGCUGGAAAAGCUUCACAGCCAGCAUAUGAGCAACCACUACUAUGUGAAGCCUCGGGUGACAGACCAUCAGUUUGGCAUCAGGCAUUACGCUGGGGAGGUGCUGUAUGAUGUGAGAGGCUUCCUGGAGAAGAACAGAGACACCUUUCGAGAUGACAUCUUAAACAUGCUGAAAGACAGCAGACUGGACUUCAUCUAUGACCUUUUUGAGCGAGUCUGCAGUCGCUGCGGCGAGGAGACGCUGAAAAUGGGCACCCAAAGGCGCAGACCGACUGUCAGCUCCCAGUUCAGGGAUUCUCUCCAUUCUCUGAUGGCCACCCUUAGUACCUCCAACCCAUUCUUCAUCCGUUGCAUCAAACCCAAUACAGAAAAGGCACCGAACCUCUUCAAUCCAGACGUGGUGCUAAACCAGCUGCGGUACUCAGGGAUGCUGGAGACAGUGAAGGUUCGGAGAGCAGGCUUCCCUGUGCGGCGCCUCCUGCAGGACUUCCUCAGCAGGUACAAGAUGCUUGUGAAGGGACCCAAUCUCUCAGACAACAGCAAAGCUGUGUGUGCAGGCUUUCUCCAGAGCUAUGACAGCAGCAGGAAGGAAUGGCAGUUGGGUAAAACCAAGGUUUUCCUGAAGGAAGCUCUUGAGCAGAAGCUGGAGAAGGAUCGGGAAGAGGAGUUGAGGAAAGCAGCUGUAGUCAUCCGAGCCCACGUCUUGGGCUACAUGGCAAGGAAGAAGUAUCAAAAGGUGCUAGCCAGUGUUGUUCUAAUCCAAAAGAACUACCGUGCAUACUUCUGGAAGAAGAGCCUGCUGCGGCUGAAGGCGUCUGCAGUCACCCUGCAGAGGCACUGGCGUGGGCACCUCGCUCGCAGCCUCUACCAGCACCUGCUGCAGCAGCAACUCAGGCAGAAGCAGGAAGUGGAGGAGAGAAGGAAGCAAGAAGAGGAAGAACAGAUCAGAAGAGAGGAAGAGGAAAGACAAUGGCAAGAAGAGGAGGAGCGUAGGAGGAAGCAGGAAGAGGAAGAGGUGAAGGAAAGAGAAAAGGAGCAAGCGAAUGCGCUGUGCCAAGUGGCUCAGGUGGAAGCAGUAACGAGUGAGGAGGUAGAGAUCCCUCUGCAAGAAGAAGAGAGACGUCAGAUGGAGGAGAUCUUGAGGCUGGAGAAGGAGAUUGAGAAGCUGCAGCAGCAGCAGGAGGAUCACCUGUCUGUGGUGUGUGAAAACACCCGCAACGAGAUCCACCGGCAGCGCCAGGAGGAGAUCCAGCGGCUGGAGAAGGAGGCCUCGAGGGUUGCCCAGGAGUUCCUGGAGCUGCUGGACUUCGGCAGUCUGGAUGAGAGCGUGCAGAACCUGGAGCGCUCGCUCUCCAGCGAGGGAGCGCUCAGCAUGGACUGCAGCCUGCGGGCACCGCUGGCUGAGGAGGAGGUGGAUGAGGGCUUUCACGCUGAUGAUGAAGGACAGCCCACACCCGGCUUGGUCUUGAACCAGCACAGCACAAGGAACAGUCACCGCUCGGAGAAAGUUGUGGACACGAGGCUUUCACUUCUCCAGAGGGAAGUGGGAGAGGUUACCUCUGCUCCAGGACAGCCUGUGGAGAGGACCUCUAGCCACAAGGAGCAGAGAGCCCCAUCUGGCCCAGCAGACAGCGUGUACAGCACCGUCUCAGAUAGGCAGAGGACUAGCAGCAGAGAAGUGGGAGAGCCACUUUACACUCCGCCCCAAGAUGUGGAGUCUGAUUAUGACCAUGAGGAGUUUGAUGGCUGUGGAGAUGCAGGCAGUGCCUCAGCUGAGCCUCUUGAUGGUGAAGAAGGUCUGAGACACUCCCAUGGUACCAGCCUAGACUCCAACCGUGGCAGCUUGGACUCGUUCCUGGAGAGUGAAGAAGAAGUGGAUGUUUACAUUGAUACAGAUGAGGAGUUCUGCAAUGGACGAGUCACCAUCUUCAAUGGCUCAGGACCACCCUAUUUUCACAGCUACCUCUACAUGAAAGGGGGUCUGAUGAACCCGUGGAGGCGGCGCUGGUGCGUGCUGAAGAACGAGGCCUUCAUGUGGUUCCGCACCAAGCAGGAGGCGCUCAAGUCGGGCUGGCUGUACAAGAAGGGGGGCGGCAUGUCCACGCUCUCGCGCCGCAACUGGAAGCGGCGCUGGUUCGUGCUGCGCGAGGCGCGGCUCAUGUACUUCGAGAACGACAGCGAGGAGAGGCUGAAGGGCACCAUCGAUAUCAGAAGGGCCAAGGAGAUUGUGGAUAUUCAUGAGAAGGAGAAUGCCCUGGACAUUGUGACAGAAGACAGAAUAUACCACAUUGUUGCAGAGUCACCAGAAGAUGCCAGUGGUUGGUUCAACGUCCUGAGCCAAGUACACAGCGCUACAGUACAGCAGCUGAGGGAGAUGCAAGAUGAACAGGCCAACCCAAAGAAUGCUGUGGGCACCCUGGAUGUUGGGCUCAUUGACUCUGUCUGUGCCUCAGACAACCCUGAUAGGCCCAACUCCUUCGUGAUCAUCACAGCCAAUCGAGUGAUUCACUGCAACAGCGACACCCCGGAGGAGAUGCACCACUGGAUCUCCCUGCUGCAGAAGCCCAAAGGGGAAUCCAAGGUCGAUGGCCAGGAAUUCCUUGUCAGAGGCUGGCUUCAUAAAGAGGUUCAGAGCAGCAACAAGAUGUCCUCUCUGAAGCUGAAGAAGCGCUGGUUCGUGCUGACAAACACUGCCCUGGAUUACUACAAGUCAUCUGAGCGCACAGCUGCCAAGCUUGGCACCCUGGUGCUCAACAGCCUGUGCUCUGUGGUGCAGCCUGAUGAGAGGGUCUUCAAAGACACAGGCUACUGGAACAUCAUUGUCCACGGGCGGAAGCACUCCUACAGGCUGUACACCAAGCUGCUGAACGAAGCCAUGCGCUGGGCCUCUGCCAUCCAAGGUGUCAUCGACAGCAAAGUUCCCAUCCAGACACCCACACAGCAGCUCAUUCGAGACAUCAGGGAAAACAGCACCAACCUGGAAGUGGUGGAGCAGACAUACAGGAGGAACCCGAUCCUGCGCUACACCCAGCACCCCCUGCAUUCCCCAUUGCUCCCACUGCCUUAUGGAGAUGUUAGUGUCAACUUGCAACAAGAGAAAGGUUACAGCAGCUUACAGGAUGAAGCAGUGAAGAUCUUCAACUCCCUUCAGGAAAUCGAGACCGUGUCUGACCCCAUACCCAUCAUCCAGGGCAUCCUGCAGACCUGCCACGAUUUGAAGCCCCUCCGUGAUGAAGUGUACUGUCAGCUCAUCAAACAGACCAAUCACAUGCCACAUCCUAACAGCACUGGCAACCUGCACCACUGGCAGCUGAUGUCGUGCAUGAGCUGCACCUUCCUGCCCAGCAGAGGCAUCCUGCGCUACCUCAGGUUCCACCUGAGGAGGGUAAGAGACCUCUUUGCAGGCUCAGAAAUAGACAGGUAUGCCCAGUUCAUAAGUGAUUCCCUGAAGAGGACCAAGACAAGGGAGUUUGUGCCCUCCCAGGAGGAGAUCCAUGCUCUUCUCACCCGUGAAGAAAUGACCACCACGGUGUACUGCCACGGCGGCGGCUCCUGUAAAAUCACCAUCAACUCCCACACGAGUGCUGGGGAGGUGGUUGAGAAGCUGAUCCGAGGCUUGGCGAUGGAGGACAGCCGGAACAUGUUUGCUCUCUUUGAGCACAGCCAGCAGGUGGAUCGUGCUGUUGAGAGCAGAGUCAUUGUGGCUGAUAUCUUGGCCAAGUUUGAGAGGCUUGCUGGCUCAGAAGAAGAGGAGGAAGAGGGACAGUGGCAGCUCUAUUUUAAGCUUUAUUGUUUCUUGGAUAUAGAGAAUGUUCCUAAAGAUGGGGUGGAGUUUGCCUUCAUGUUUGAGCAGGCUCAUGAAAGCCUCAUCGAUGGUCAUUUUCCUGCGCCGGAGGACACUCUGCAGCGCUUAGCAGCUCUGCGACUGCAGUAUCUCCAUGGAGAUUACUCUAAAAUAAGCUGGAGCCUGGAUGGGAUCUACCCAGUGAACAGGCUGAAGUCCAAGAUACUGCAGUCAACCAAGAACACUGGCACUAGCAGCCAUACUUUGGAGAGGAGACGGACCAGCUUCCUGGAAGGGACGCUGAAACGUGGCUUCAAGACAGGCUCUGUAAAGAAGCAGAAGAUCGAAGAGGAGCAGAUGAUGGAGAUGUGGGUGAAGGAAGAGCUGUCAGCUGCUCGGGCAAGCAUAGCACAGAAGUGGACCAAGCUGCAGGGUCUCUCUCAGCAUCAGGCCAUGGUGAAAUAUAUGUCCAUUGUAAAGGAGUGGCCAGGUUAUGGGUCAACCCUCUUUGAUGUCGAGUGCAAGGAAGGUGGAUUUCCAAAUGACCUUUGGCUUGGAGUCAGCACAGAGAACGUGUCCAUCUACAAACGAGGAGAGCCUAAACCACUGGAAACCUUCCAGUACGAGCACAUUGUGUUCUUUGGAGCUCCACAGCCUAACACCUUCAAAAUUACAGUGGAUGAGAGAGAAAUGUUCUUUGAAACACCUCAGGUGGGUGAGAUAAUCAAGAUCAUGAAGGCAUACAUCAACAUGAUCGUGAAGAAGCGCUGCAGCGUCAAAUCGGGCACCAGCACGGACAGCCACGCUAGCAUCUGGACCAGGUGAUAGGGAUGAGCUGCCACAAGAGAGAAGCAGUUGUGUAGUGGUUUGGUAUUUGCAACUUGCCAGCACAAGUGUAGCAAGGAUGGCUUUUUCAAGAACUCCACUUGACUGACUACUGUACUUAGAAACUGAAGUGACACCUGCAGCACCACGGGAUGGGCACCUCUGCCCACGGACAUCAAACAGUAACCCCUCCUGCUCAAUGUUACCCACCCCAAAACUUCUUCUCCUCUUGCUUGUUUGAUGAACAAUGUACUUUAAAGCAGCCGAGUCAGAAGCAUCCUCCUACUCCUUUGUGUCCUCUGCUGCUGUCACCACUACCUGUCCUACUGGCAGAAGAGUCCACAAGAACCAUUUCUGCGCCACAGGAGGCAGACUUAAGCUUCCUUAGGGAUUUCCAACACGCAGACAUCUGAGGUCGUGGGAAUUGCAGGAUGAGCUGCUAAAAGAGUAUCCUGGGGGGGGGUUAUUUAUUGUGCAAGCAGCUCUAGAACACAAAUCACUGUGGGUUGGUUAUUUUUUCCUUCAGGUUAUACUAAAGAUCUGAUCUGGUCUUACAAGAAAAUGCCUUUGUCUAAUGGAAGCCAGGUGGCCCAGCCAGGUGUGGAGAGAGCUUUGUCAUCCUCCGGGAGAGAGCUUUGAACAAACAGAUAACAAUAGCCAAGGUGAUUCUUUGCCUUCCAGCAGAAGUUCACAGGUACAUAACUGUAAAAAGUGGCACUUUAAGUUAAAAUUCUGAACACUCCACCAUAGGAGGAGAUCUCUGGGACUAGCACCACAGAAGCAGAUCAGCAGGUGCCAAGCCAGGUACAUUCCAAACAGCGCCUGCUGCCUGACAGUGAAGACUGCCUUUCCCCUGCACAGCCCAGGAGGGGAGAUUGACUUAGCUGCGUUCCCAGAAGAGCUUUUCACAGCCUGGGGGUCUCAGGUGGAGGUCAGGGCUUUUUCUGGUGAGCAGCCUGCCUCCAUAACGUUCUUCCUUACACGGGGUUUUAGCACGCCUGAGAUCCCACCACUGUAGUUUCAAGUGGACUGUUUCCUAGUGAGUGCAUAGGUGCCUGGAUAAAUUGUUAGAGACAACACUUCCCCUUCCCUUUAGACCACUGUAAGCAGAUCCCAAACCAUCCUCUGAAAGCAGAUCCCAAACCAUCCUCUGAAUCCUAACUGGAACUACUUCCAUCGCUGAGUCUCCAACUCCCCUUCCCGUCCCCUCUAGGUCCCUCAUCAUCAGCACAGCUUGAAGGCGAUGCUGUUUUGCCAAAACAACUGCUUCUGGGAGGAGGUUGCUUUUGGCUACUUGCAGUUUGAAGAAGCAGACUUAUUUCUGCUUUCUCCUCAGUGACAGGUGCCAGCCACCUCCAGGUCUCUUGGCUUCCACACUUGGUGUCAUGGUUUAACACUGUUCACUAUCAGUCACGCUAUAAAUCGGCUGUGUUAGCCGGCAGGGAACCUGAGGGCGAGUCCCUUUCCAUGGCCCUUGUGUAUCCUCAGCAUCCCAUAAUCCAGAAGCCCAUUUGCUGACACUGUGUUGUUGCAGAGCAGUGCAGCUUUCAGGUUACCAGUGCAAGAGGGACCAGUGUAGAUAGUGCAGGCUUUUCUCUCACCCCACUGCGCUCGCAGCGCAUGCAGACACUCGCCGCACAACCAGCUCAGAGCAGAGCCACUACUGUGUCGUAUCUUCAACUGGAGUUUUGCCUUAAAUUGCUUUACUGAGAGAUCCUACAGCCAGCCCCUUUUUUUGUCACAAAGAACACAAGCAGGGCCAGACCACAAGCCAGAGAGCAGGACCGCAGAGGCCGCCUGAGGAGCAGCACUUUGUAUCGGUGCACACACGGAGCAGGUCGCUUUAGGUAUCAAAGCAGCCUUGCUUAGCCCUUUCACUCUGCACCAGCUCUGUGUUCUGGCUCUUGGGUUGCUGCAGGCAGCUUGAACCCACUUGGAAAUGUAACUCCCCCGACUGUUUGUUGUAAUUUUGCUCAUUUCUAUUACAGAAAUCCUUCUGCUGUCUCUUUUUUUGUUGGUUUCUGUUUUAAUUUGUAACUGGCUUUACAAGAUGAAAGUUUAAUAAAUUAUUGGACUGCA